AUGGAGUCAUCAGGAUUGAUUAAGAAAGAGUAUGGUGUUGACCUAAAGGUUCAUACCCGCACUCACACCGGCGAAAAGCCAUACCAGUGUAAAGUCUGUGACAAAGCCUUCCAUUCAUCAGGAAAUCUGGCACGACAUUCGAUAAUUCACAAUAAGGACGAACAUCUUCCGUUCUGUGACAAAGCGUUCAGGACAUCAGGCAUUCUGGCAGUACACUCGAAACUUCACAAUAAGGACCAACAGCGUCAGUGUCCUUAUUGUGCAUCAACGUUCACACAGUCGUGUAAUUUAAAGGAUCACAUUCGCACUCACACUGGCGAAAAGCCAUACAAGUGUAAAGUCUGUGACAAAGCGUUCAGUUUUCUGCACCGGCCGCGCCGUUCGGACAUCUUCAUUCGGAGCCGGAGUCCGGGCCGCGAAAUGCUCGCCCGCGUGGUCCGCGGUCGCGGUGUUUAA
Messenger RNA from Anopheles bellator, 456 nucleotides. Its product is annotated as zinc finger protein ZFP2-like. NCBI's taxonomy places the organism in Eukaryota, Metazoa, Arthropoda, Insecta, Diptera, Culicidae. Gene Ontology annotation, biological process: regulation of transcription by RNA polymerase II. The transcript has 4 exons. Gene Ontology annotation, molecular function: DNA-binding transcription factor activity, RNA polymerase II-specific; RNA polymerase II cis-regulatory region sequence-specific DNA binding. The record is from RefSeq and is a predicted model, not a curated record. The coding region runs from base 1 to 456 and encodes 151 amino acids.